CCUGAAAUAAAAAAUAAAAUUGAUAAAAUGUAACAUGUCAUUUUUAUUACUUGAACACUUCCCUACUUCCUCCUAACCUAAAGAAUGUGUAUAUCAGUAAACAGUUGAUAAAACAGGUAUUAUUUAUAAACAGACAACAACCACAUCAACCAGGUAUAAUAUAUGGCAGCUUCAAUCUGAUGCACACUUUAAUAUCUUGAUAAACCAGCACACUGAAUAACUAAAGCAUCCCACCGUGCAUUACAUACAGGGGACAAACUUCACAAUACUUCCUCGAUUGUUCCUCCCUGACAUUCUCUACAGUACAACCUACCUACUCCCUCUUGUGCCUAUCCACCUCUUCUACCUGUAUGAUGUCAGUUAACUUUUACAUGACAUACACAUUUACAAUAUAUGCCUGCCACCAAGAUAAUUACUGUACAACACUUGCUUAAUAGAUAUUAACACCUAUCACUGCAAAGCUGUUCAUUCCUUCCUUCUGAUACUCUUCACAAGUGGUCUCUCUCUCUCUCUCUCUCUCUCUGGAUGGUCCAAGGGAAGAGUUACAACUAUUUCCCCACCACUAAUAUAGUACAAAGCCAUCCCAUCCUCCCUCACACUGUCAGUACUUGAACAGACACUUUCCUCUGGUUCUCUUUAACAUAUCAAGAUGACAGGGGAAUAAGAUAAUAUGGCAAAUUGGAGAAUAAGAUCACAAUGACGAAUAUGAUGAUACAAUGACAUGGCAAAUAGAAGAUGACAUGACAAAUAGGAGAAUAAAAUGAUUUGGCAAAUAGAAGAAUAAGAUGAUAUGACGCACAGGUGGUGAUUACGAUGACAUGACAAAUAGUACGAGAAUAUAGUGAACCGUGUAAAAUAGUAGGAGCUUCAGGUAAAGGAAAUAUGCUAGUUGUGAGAAUGGAAGGACAAUGCAAUGAGUGAGAGAGAAGCAAAAGUAAAACUGCAAUAAAGAAGACACGGGGGAGGGACUCGAAAUAACGUGAAAAGAUUAUUAUUAAUUGUAAAGAUAGACGGAUACGGAAAUGGAUGAAUGAAGGAGAAAAGAAAAGAAGGGGUUCGAUAAAGAAAAACAAAAAAAAUGAAAACAAAAUGAGAAAAGAAUUUUGAAAUACAGAUGAACAGACACCGCCAUUCCUGUUUGUUGCUAUCAUCGUUCGUCUGUUUGUUUGUUUAUCACCAUCAUUUGUCGGUUUGUUCGUUUAUUGCCAUCGUUGGUCUGUUUGUCAGUUUAUCCUUGCCGUUGUCAGUUUGUCCUUGCCGUUUGUCAGUUUGUCUUUGCCGUUUGUCAGUUUGUCCUUGCUGUUUGUCAGUUUGUCCUUGCUGUUUGUCAGUUUGCCAGUUUGUCUUUGCCGUUUGUCAGUUUGUCCUUGCUGUUUGUCAGUUUGUCCUUGCCGUUUGUCAGUUUGUCCUUGCCGUUUGUCAGUUCGUCCUUAACGUUUGUCAGUUUGUCAUUGCCGUCCAAGGCUCCAAGGCUCCAAGGCUCCUGAGCUCCAAGAUUCCAAUUAAGGUUCCUGAGCUCCAAGUCAAGUCCCCAGGGCUCCUGGGCUCCAAGGCACGGCGCCUCAGUCGUCACUCAGGGACGGGCGGGGAAGGAGUGCACUGCAGUCUGUCACCCAGUCCUGCACGUCGCGGCCUGCGGGAAAGGCUGCGCUGCACAGGAAGGGCACGGCGCGCACCACCCUCAAGGCCAGCCACCGUGGGUCUGCCGCCCCCCGCCGGGCGUCCCGCUGGCGCAGGUGUUCGUCCAGAGCCCGCAGCUCGGCGAGGCCAAUCGCGCCUCGCCUCGCUGCGGCCUCGCGUCACCGCGUGGCGAAGUCGUAGAAUCGAAUCAGCGCCAUGGAUCGUUCCAGCAAAUAAACUGAAAAACACAGCUUCACACCAGUCCAAAGCCAACCCACUAUUCCCCUUCCCUUCGAGCCCAAGCCACCGCGAUUACAGAACACCGGAAGGAUGGCAGGGACGCUAAACUUUCCCUUCCCAUGACAGCCUAUCCAAUCUCUCGCCCUGCCCAGGACAGACAUGAAGCAGGAUACAGGUCUUCUCCGAACCCAGAAACGAAGGGAGAAUGAAGGGAGAGGGAACCAUGCCAGCUAUGGAGGGACGGAACAGGAUGGUGGGAUGGAACAGGGCAGUGAGAUGAAGGUAGAAACAUCAGUGACAGAAGCAACAUUGGACACACAGGAGGAGCGACAGCAGUGGUCAACCCCUACUGAGUUCCUCCUUGCCUGCAUCACCACGUCUGUUGGCCUGGGCAAUGUCUGGAGGUUCCCCACGACUGCCUUUGAGAAUGGUGGGGGCGCCUUCCUCAUCCCCUACCUGCUGGUCCUCCUUUUCAUUGGCAGGCCGCUCUAUUUCCUGGAGCUGGUGAUGGGGCAGUUCUCCUCGUCUGGCAGUGUGGAGGUGUGGAGGAUGGUGCCUGCCAUGAAAGGUAUUGGCUAUGGUCAGAUCAUCGCAGCCUGGUCUGUGGUCACCUACUUUUCCUACUUGAUGGGGCUUACUGUGUUCUACCUGAUUGUGUCCUUCUCUGAGGUGCUUCCCUGGUCUGUGUGUGAUGAGGCAUGGGCAGAUGAGAACUGUGUGGAUGCCAGCUUCAACUACACAAGUAACAGCUCUGCAAGUUACCAGUCUUCGUCAGAGCAGUAUUAUUUUAACUUCGUGCUGCACUUCAAGGCAGACAUAAGUGACGGCAUUGGUCUCCCUGACUGGAGGAUGACGCUGUGUCUCCUCUUUUCCUGGUCGGUGAUCUUUCUCUCACUAGGCUGGGGUGUCAAGUCCAUUGGGAAGGUGGUAUACUUCACGGCGCUGUUCCCCUACGUGGUGCUGGUGACGCUACUGGUGCGGGGUGCCAUGCUGCCGGGUGCCACCACUGGGAUGCUCUACUACAUCUUCCCCCAGUGGAGGCGUCUCCUUGACCCUGGUGUGUGGUAUGCAGCAGUCACUCAGGCCUUCUUCAGUCUCUCCACAGGGUUUGGUGUCAUUUGUCACUUGGCAUCUUAUAAUAACUUCUUCCAUGAUGUCUACAGGGAUGCAUGGAUUAUCAGCAUGGCAGACACCCUCACCUCACUCCUUGCUGGGUUCACCAUCUUCUCCAUCCUCGGUAACCUCGCCUUCCAACUGGACACUAAUAUAGAACAUGUGGUGCGCAGUGGCAGUGGUCUUGCCUUUGUGUCCUACCCAGAGGUCCUCGCUAAGUUUGAGUGGGUCCCUCAGCUGUUCUCUGUGCUGUUCUUCCUGAUGAUGUUCACCCUGUGUGUCGGCUCCAUUCAGAACCUCACCGGCUCCAUCAUCACCAUCAUCACCGACCAGUACCCAGCUAAAAGCAAGUUUGCCAUAACCUUUGGCAUCUGUGCUGCCAACUUCCUCUUCAGCCUCACCUAUGCUACACCCGGUGGCCAGUGGAUCUUUACUCUAGUGGAUUACUUUGGUGGCAGUUUCAUCAUCUUCAUCCUGGCCAUCUUUGAGACAGUGGCAAUCACUGUUGUCUAUGGCCUCAAGAAUGUGCUGCGGGAUGUCAAGUUCAUGCUCAACAAGGAUCUGGGCAUCUACUGGAGGUUCUCCUGGUACUUCUGUCCUGUGGCACUGCUGGCUAUCCUCAUCUACAACAUGCUGUACCUGUGUCUGCCCACGCUGGAGGGGAAGCCUCUCCCUGAAGCUGCCUAUGCCUGUGGGUGGACCUUAGCUGCUGUUGCUAUCAGUAUGGUCCCAGUAUGCCUCAUAACCACACUCUACCAGGCAAAAGGAGAGACUUUCAUUGAGAGACUGAGGAGCAUAUUCAGGCCUGCAGAGAACUGGGGGCCCAGGAAGGAGGUCCACAGGAGGGAGUGGGAGAAGCUGCAGUGUGAGGAGAAACAAAGGAAAUGACACAUCAGGGAACUGCUUGUGGGGGACAGAAAUGAGGAAAGUGGACAAAAAAUGGACCAAAAAUACUCAUGAAUCAUAAAGGACAGAUAUGAAGAGUGACAAAGGAGAGAAAAAAUUAUUCAUGACUCAGGAGGGAAAGUGAAAGUAAUAUAGAAUGAAUGUGAGGGAAAAUAAUGAGAAAAGUGACAAGAAAUAAGUGUUGGAGGAAACAGAGAAUAAACCAGAGGAGAGAAAUGAAGUGAUAUAGAAUGAAAGUGAGAUAAAUGAGAGAAGUGAUAAGAAAUAAAGUGUGGAAGGAAACAGAGAACAAAUCAGAGGAGAGAAAUAGAGUGAUCCAGAAAAAGAGAAGUGAAAAAAAGUGAGUGUCAGAAAACAGGAUAAAUCAAGGAGACACACUAAAAGGAUACAGAAUGAGUGUAAGGAGGAAAGACAAAAGACAUGAUAAGAAAUGAGUAUGGGAAAACAUCACAGUAUAAACCAGAGGAGAGAGAAAAACAAUAUAAAUAGAUAAGACAAAUGAUACUGAGAGAACCAGAAACCAAUUAAAAGCAUGGAGAAAAACCAGUUGAGGGAAGAAGAUGAAGAGGAAGACAGAGUGAGAUGGAGGGAUAGAAUUACGGUAAAACUGCAAAAGAUGGGAGUCACUGAGGAAGAUGCAAAGGACAGAAACAGCUGAAGGAGACUCAUACAUGGGGCUAAACCUUGAUUCAGGGGAAACAGCAAAAGAAGAUACUGAGAGGCCAUCUGAAGGCUAUUAAACUCUUGAAAGUAUCCCUUUGAAAGCAUCCACACUAACUUACAGCAACACAGUAUUCAGUUCAGUGCACAACAGUCUACCAUGCAUGAAGACUAGUGAAUGAGAGGUAUAGCCAAUGCAUCCCAGGUUCAGAUCAAUUUCUCAGUGCUUUCAAGACACUCCAAAACUGGACUGACUGAGAAAACACCCCAUGCACACUUAAUUAACUGGCUGUCAUAGUAGUUCAUUGGUAUUCAGGCUAAUACCACACCAAGGUUACUGCUGUCUCAUCUAUACAGAUCUGUCUAUGAAAAACAAUCUAACCUAGCUUAAUAUUCAUUGGUCUAAUGUCACCAAUCAAUAUGCAAUGGCCAGCAUCUGUGUCUGAUGUGAUAUAUAUAUAUAGUCAAGAUCACUGGCCUUGUAUUCCAGCCCACCACACCAAAAGUGAUCUCACCUCCCCAUCUUGAUUUGUGCCUGACAUAAUACACUAGUGCAAAGAUUGUGGUAUGCAGGACUCCCUCUCCUCUGCUGCCUUACAUGUGGGCUGAGGGAGAGCAUGUGUUGGCUUAUGCAUGGGGCUCCCUCUCUUCCUCCCCCUCCUUGCCUCCUCACCCUCUCUCAUGCUGUUACCUUGUUCUCUCAUACCAGACAUCCAAUCUUCUUCCCUUUAUUUUCUCAUAUUCUUUCCUCAUUCUCUUUUCUUAUCCAUGUUGUCUUUUCUCUCCCCUUCCUUCACCUCAUCAUCUUUCUCUUACCUUGUCAUCUACCUCCCUCUAAUGACAGAUAAUCUUUCUUCUUCCCUUUUAUCUCCUUAUCUAUGGUGCCCUCUUUCUUUCCUUAUUUUCUUUCCUUAUCUGUCUUAUCUCUACUCUUUCCUCCUUUCACCUACUCUCCUUUUCCUUUCCUCCUCUCACCUCAUCUUCCCUUCAUUUCCUCUUAUCCAUGAUGCUGUCUUCCUCCUCAUCUCUUUCCUUAUUUAUCUCCUCACCUUGCCUCCCUUCAUCUAUCACCUCUUUCCUUUUAUCUCCUUUUAUCCAUGAUGCUAUCCUCUUCUCCUUAUCCUCUUUCCUUAUAUACCUCAUCUUCCUUUCCUUCUCUCACCUCACCCCUUCCCUUCCCCUCCUCUUAUGGUCUCUUCUUCACUCUCUCCCUUAUCCACGCUUCCCUCUCCUCCUCCUCCUCCUCUCCCCUUACCCUCCAGCAGACACCCACCCAUCCCUGGCUUCCACACAGAACAGGUGACGUAUGUAAUUAGCACCAGGCAGGUUAUAUGAUUCGUGGUGUAUAUUUAUCUAUUCAGUCCUAUGUGGUGUGUUAUUUGUACUGUUGUUAUUGUUGUUAUAAAAUUGAGUGAAUGGGAAAAAUUAAAGGUUAUUAAUGA
Messenger RNA from Scylla paramamosain (green mud crab), 5981 nucleotides. Its product is annotated as sodium-dependent nutrient amino acid transporter 1-like. The record is from RefSeq and is a predicted model, not a curated record. NCBI's taxonomy places the organism in Eukaryota, Metazoa, Arthropoda, Malacostraca, Decapoda, Portunidae. Bases 2020 to 3861 code for a protein of 613 amino acids. Gene Ontology annotation, cellular component: plasma membrane. Gene Ontology annotation, biological process: sodium ion transmembrane transport. Gene Ontology annotation, molecular function: L-amino acid transmembrane transporter activity. The transcript is spliced from 15 exons.